Molecule: messenger RNA, 783 nt
Organism: Callithrix jacchus (white-tufted-ear marmoset)
Lineage: Eukaryota; Metazoa; Chordata; Mammalia; Primates; Cebidae
Gene: DAOA
Product: D-amino acid oxidase activator
Source: RefSeq, a predicted model, not a curated record
AUGGCAAUUUGCACUGUCAUUUUAAAAGAAUUUCUCGGCUAUUUGCUGGGCACUUUAUGGAAGGAGACGCUGAGGCUUGAGGAAGUAACCAGGCUUGUUGGAAAAGUUCUCAGAGUAAGGGACUAUGUGGCCUCUAAGGACUGCAGGCAGCCUCUAGAAUGAAUGUGGACCUGCAACUACAAAGAGCGAAAGGACCAGUCACGCAACCACAAGGAAAUAACUUCUACCAAAGCUGAAUGACUUUGGAAGCAGAUUCUUCCCAGCCAAUCCUGAUGAUGACGAUGUAGUCUGGCCAGCGUCUUCCCUGGACUCUGACGGACUCUAUGCCUGGGACCCAGCUGAUAUCACGUGGUAGUACAUUUUAUAAAAUUACAUUUUAUAAAGAUUUGCUACACAGUGAUAGAAACCAAUACAAUAGGUAAUCCAAAUCAUCUUUUGCUUGGCAACAUUUCAUCACUAAAUUAUUUAGGCUGGGCGCGGUGGCUCAUGCCUGUAAUCCCAGCACUUUGGGAGGCCGAGGUGGGUGGAUCACGAGGUCAAGAGAUCAAGGCCAUCCUGGUCAACAUGGUGAAACCCCAUCUCUACUAAAAUACAAAAAAUUAGCUGGGCAUGGUGGCACGUGCCUGUAAUCCCAGCUUCUCAGGAGGCUGAGGCAGGAGAAUUGUCUGAACCCAGGAGGCGGAGGUCGCGGUGAAAAUACUACUUUAUGAGCGAUCAGAAUCAGUAAAACAAACAAUGGAAAUGUAAACGUCCUGUGAAGUUUUUUGAAUCCUUAGUGAAAUU